AUGGACAAGCAACGUGCGCUUGAGGCUUACCUCUGGAAACUAAGCGAAGAGAACACACUCGUAGCUCACCAGCCAUCCUCUCCUGAGACCACGUUGAUCGCCCGAUAUGUUGGCAUGUUAGGACCGGACCCUAUAGGAAGGCAACCUUUUGAGAUACUGGGAACCUGGAUACAGUCGAUACCUUCGCGCAUCGGCUCGAACAAGAUGCUAGACCUUGCUGUUGAGUUUCUAGUCGACAGCUAUGGGACGUUUCGAGAUGAUACACACUCGAGGCGCAAGGUCGCUAAAGCGUCGAAAGCCAAAGCACUGAAGGAACUGCAGCUCGUUGUAAUGAGCACUAACACUAAUACAACGUACGAUGUCUUGUUAGCGACAAAACUGCACUACGCUGCGGAAGCUCUUUUGGGGCUGGAUACUAUGUACCACGCCAUACAUGCGUUUGGCCUCGCCGAACUGCUGAGGUCAGGAUCUGUGUCGGAUGUUGAUGACGAGCAUUUCUGGGAUCUGAUCGAUAACACUUAUAUUGAUGACGUAAACGAGGCGAUAUUAGCAGGCCGAACGUCAGUAUACCAUAACGAAUUCUAUCUAUCAGCGACAUACCCUCCACCAAUCGAUUCAGACGUGAUAAUACUGUCACCAUCGCAAAGAGCAUCGAUGGCCAUCAUGCACGUCUUCAUUCAGUGCCCCUACGCAGUAUCCUUAGUUCGGCACGCUAUCUCGAACCCUGACGACGCCAAUGCCCUUGCGACCGCCAUGUCGCACAUGGAGCGUCUGAUACAAAUCGAUCUCUCGCAACACGUAUCUGAACUGAUGCAAACAUCAGUCUCUGCGGUACCCAUACCGCCAUCACCAGAUGUCGCUGACCUAAUGCCGGAUACGCUAGAGUUCAGUUCCGUGCGAAGUAUGAUCCUCUGCACAAGAUACUGGAUGUUGCAGACAGUGCUUUGCGGUCUUGCGGACACGCUGUAUCGACACUUCCCCAUCGAGGCAGGGUUAUCGCUGCUUCCAUCACCUCAGCAACUACGAAUCAUUGAUGUCGACAGCGCAAUACAUAUUGCAAAGUCCUUGAGAUGGGCCGCUUCUGUUUCUCAAGAUUUACCGCUUGUGACAUUACGCUUGCACACGCCGCUUCAGAUGACGAUUGGUCCAUGGCACCGUACAAUACGAGGAAUUUCUACUCAGCGAUCACGAUCCAGCUCGCCAGACAUCCACCCCGAGAUUGCGAAGGAGUUAUCACGUGCAGAACGUAUGAAGGCCUGGGUCAUAGGUCAAUGUAACUUGAUACACAUCCAGUGGGACGUCUCUGUCGUCGAUGAACAACCCCUUCUGGAAGCCCUCGAUACUAUGGCUGGAGAGAAGAUCCCGGAUUGGCUUCCUGUACGCGUGCGUUUCGAAGCCGAAGACGGUGAAAUGGUCAUGAAGUUGGAUUACGAAAACAAAACAGGAAGCUACACAGAGAAGAUCGAUGUCAACACCGAGCCUCCGCCUAAAACGCGAACGCCUCAUCCGGGAGCUACAGGUCAAGAAUGGCAAAGAAAAUAUCUAGGCGUACAAGAGUUGCCGCUUAGGCACUGGAAGGAACUUAUGCUCGACUUCUGGGUGGUGGCCUGA
This is a messenger RNA of Alternaria postmessia, 1611 nucleotides long. RefSeq lists its product as uncharacterized. The record is from RefSeq and is a predicted model, not a curated record. The transcript has 5 exons. Lineage: Eukaryota; Fungi; Ascomycota; Dothideomycetes; Pleosporales; Pleosporaceae. The coding region runs from base 1 to 1611 and encodes 536 amino acids.